UUAAACAACAGCACCCCGAGAAACAACCAAAAAAAAACCAUAAACAUGAGUCUACAGUCGGAUGCCGUUUUCCAGAAAAUCAUCGAUGGCCUGAAGGAGAACGAGGCUAAGGCCAAGGCGGUGAAUGGUGUGUUUGUCUACAAAAUCACCAAGGAUGGCAAGGUGGCCAAGGAGUGGACUCUGGACUGCAAGAGCGCCAAGGCCUAUGAGGGACCCGCACAGGGCGUCAAAGUGGACACCACACUGACGGUGGCCGAUGAGGAUAUGGUUGAUAUUGCCCUCGGCAAGCUCAAUCCCCAGGCUGCAUUCAUGAAGGGAAAAUUGAAGAUUGCCGGCAACAUCAUGCUCACACAGAAGCUGGCACCUCUGCUCAAGACCGAUGCCAAGUUGUAAGAGGCACAGCAAGGAGCAGCAGCAGCAUUCCACAAGCA
Molecule: messenger RNA, 431 nt
Organism: Drosophila guanche
Lineage: Eukaryota; Metazoa; Arthropoda; Insecta; Diptera; Drosophilidae
Product: peroxisomal multifunctional enzyme type 2
Exons: 2
Coding region: 46-393 (115 amino acids)
Cellular component (GO): cytosol
Source: RefSeq, a predicted model, not a curated record